AUGAUCUCCUCAACCUUGUUCAAUCUUGCCUCUAUUGCGAGUGUCGCUUUCGCUGCAGCUGAUUGUACAGGAAUCAAUGCGGUUGCCCCUCAAUGUGUUUCGCAGGAAGCAUUACAUUAUCGUGACUUCUUCUACAUCGGAGGACGCUACGUGGCUGGAGCUGCUGGCAAUCUCACCUACGAUCAGCUCUAUGUGGAGAAGCUUACUCCUGCGGCUGGUGUGAACCAGAGCAAACCUGUCGUAUUAUUUCAUGGUGGUGGCACUUCUGGCGUAACAUGGCUUAAUACACCCGACAACCGCAAAGGUUUCGCAUCUCAUCUCUUGGACUAUGGGUAUCAAGUCUAUAUCGUCGAUCAGACCAGCGUUGGAAGAGGUAGCGCGGAGAACCUCAACGAUUAUGUUAUGCGCAUUGGCUCCACUGCCGAGAUCACUGAAAAGGGGUUCACUGCUCCUGAACUUACCAACGCAUACCCGCAAUCUCAGCAGCACACUCAAUGGCCUGGUUCAGGAGUGAAGGGUGAUCCUGUUUUCGACGCUUUCGAAUCGACAUUUAUUCCCUUGACCAGCAAUUUGACUGUUCAGGAGCUCUCUAUGAGAUCCUCGGGAUGUCAAUUACUUUCUCUCAUCGGCCCGUCGUUCUUGAUCUCUCACUCGAUCGGAGCUUUGCACCCUCUGCUCCUGUCCAACGACUGUCCUUCCUUGGUUGCUGGCAAUAUCAACCUGGAGCCUGGAAACAUUCCCUUCCAAUCGUAUGUUGGAAACACCACCUCCUCUGUCGGCCGUACGUCCGCUCGUCCGUGGGGCAUGACCAAUACCCAUGUCACAUAUGAACCUGCCAUCAGUAACUCUUCCGAGCUUACUUACGAGCUCGUUGGAGACGAUACACCUGCCAAGCGCAGCUGUUACAUGCAGACUGGCACGAUCCACAAGCUCACUGAGAUUGCCAAGGUCAAGUACGUAGCUCUGACUGGCAGUGCUAGCCCUCACAUCACAUACGAGCAUUGCGUUAUCGACUUCCUGGAACAAGCUGGUGUUGCUACUGAGUGGAUCAAGCUUGCUGACAAGGGCAUAACUGGUAACGGCCACUUCGGCUAUCUCGAGAAGAACAGCCCUCAGAUCGCUGGAGUCGUUCACGAAUGGGUUCAAUCCAACUGUUGA
Aureobasidium uvarum is the source of this 1158-nucleotide messenger RNA. The record is from the annotation of a GenBank genome assembly. Lineage: Eukaryota; Fungi; Ascomycota; Dothideomycetes; Dothideales; Saccotheciaceae.